Messenger RNA from Fusarium keratoplasticum, 921 nucleotides. Its product is annotated as GST N-terminal domain-containing protein. Bases 1 to 921 code for a protein of 306 amino acids. The record is from RefSeq and is a predicted model, not a curated record. NCBI's taxonomy places the organism in Eukaryota, Fungi, Ascomycota, Sordariomycetes, Hypocreales, Nectriaceae. The transcript has a single exon.
AUGUCGACUAUUUUCCUACACAACUUCGCGACAUCGCCAUUUGGUGAAAAAGCUCGGCUCAUCUUAGGGCUAAAAUCACUACAAUGGAAAUCCGUGGAUGCCGAACUGGUCAUGCCCAAGCCGAACCUCACUGCGCUAACUGGAGGAUACCGCAAAACACCGGUUAUGCAAAUCGGAGCAGAUAUCUACUGCGAUUCCAGAUUAAUUGCGGAUGAACUGGAAGAACGGUACCCUUACCUGACUAUAUAUCCAGGCGGCAGCCGAGGCUUGUGCGUCGCCUUGUCAGAGUGGUCUGACAGGCCUCUGCACAUCUCGAGUUCUGGGCUUGCCAUCGGAGUCAAUAAACGAGACUUUCCUGCGAAUCUAAUGGCCGAUCGAAAAAAGUUCUUUGAAGGACUUAUAGAUAUCGAAAAAAUUGAAGCCGAAAUACCGCAUUUGAAGAGUCAACUACGAGCACACGCCGGAUUGAUCGAAGAGCAACUCGCGGAUGGGCGCCGCUUUUGGCUGGGUGAAGAGCCAAGCCUCACCGACUUCCACGCCUAUGUUGAGAUUUGGACGGUUCGAGAAUUUGUACCAUCUGCGACCGAAAUAUUACGUGGAUUCCACAAGAUGGAAGAAUGGGAGAACAGAGUCAAGCAAAUCGGCCAUGGCGAAAUGAGUAUUGCUACAGUGGAGGAAGCCCAUGAAGCUGCGCGAGUGAGCACAGGGUUGCCAAGACGCGGAGUCGAGGCUGACAAUUUCCUUGGGCUCUCAAAGGGCGACUUGGUGGCUGUGGUCCCCGAUGACUAUGGUAAAGAGCCUGUGGUUGGACGUCUGGUGACUCUGUCACUUUGUGAGGUUGCGGUGGAGAGGGAGGACAGCCUGGUUGGCAACGUCAUUGUUCAUUUCCCGAGGAUCGGAUAUCGUAUUAUCAAACGCUAG